GACCUCGCUACGACUCAAGAUCCGUAGCAGGCGACGGGCGGUUACUGCUAGCGCAUACAAGAAUAUAUAAGUAGCGAUAUCUGAUCUCCAACACUGAUCCUCUACCACCUACUCUUCGCUACAACUUUACUAGUAUUUGGAGCGAUCAAAUCAAUUCUGCGCGGCGACUCAAGCUCAGAUAAUUGCCUUACAGUUCCGACAACAGUUUGUCUACUAAGCUUAAGCUCUUCACGUCCAUUGUCCAUACGGACCCAGCUAUCACUAUGGGCCGAUUCGAAACCCUCAAUGAAGACACCAAGGACCUUGUCAAUUGUCUUCUUCCCGCCCUGGCAGCCUCCUUCGGUCUUUCCGACAGUUUGGACAUCAUCCCCGAGGACAUUCGUAUGCGUGCUUGGGAUUGCGAGCGCCGCGACCACAUCAAGGACGAGACCGAGAAUGACCCUCGCAAUUGGGGUGUACAGUUCCUCAAAGACUUGAAGGCUAUUUCUCGUCUCACAAACGGAAAUUUAGCCCAGUUCCAAGCUGAUCUGCGCGCCAAGGUCGCUCUGCAUGAGCCCAAGCAUCCCUGGGCUCGUCUGGCCGAUAUUAGGGACAUCAAGGAUGAGUACGAGCAUCCGGAGCGCAAGAACCAGAUCGUCAUCCAAGAGUCCUCUGAAGAGUCUUCUGAUGACUCCUACUUCGAGGAGCUUGUCGAGCCAGAUCAACCCAAAGGCGCUAAGAGGCGUCGUGGUGACCACGAGAUCUACGAAGCACGUGUUCUGGAGAAGCGCCGCAAACAUGCGCCUAACCGUCUCCGCCGUGCCGAGGCGGGUGGCUUCCAGCGUCACGACAAGCGGGCCAAAAAGUGCGAGCGCCCAUUCCGCCCCAGCACCACUCCCAGUGGUCGAGGCAUCGCCAUUCGUCGCUCUAGAACCAUUGUCAGCGACGACGAGGAAGACUACACUAGCUCUCCUGGUACCCAAUCUCUCCUUGCCCACCCGACUUCCGCCUUCUCUGUCUCUGCUGGUCCCCAAGAGGCGCGCAUGUACCCUGUCGAGACCGUAGAUCCCAUGGAUACAUCUGGGCAGCCUAUUGCUGUCCAGAAACUGCAGGCUGAGUUGGAAGUUGCGGAGGCGGAGCUCAAGGCUGCUCGUGUGAAGUGGCAGUACCUUCAGGCCAAGGAGCAGAUGGAGCAGGAGACUAUGUAUGGUGGAAACGGUACUCCGGAGAUGCCUCACAGGUUCGAUUAAGUAGUUCUGGUUGAUGUGAUUGGAGGAUUUUAUGCAUAUUUGUGGUGGCUUCGG
Messenger RNA from Alternaria rosae, 1283 nucleotides. RefSeq lists its product as uncharacterized. The coding region runs from base 264 to 1229 and encodes 321 amino acids. The transcript has 3 exons. NCBI's taxonomy places the organism in Eukaryota, Fungi, Ascomycota, Dothideomycetes, Pleosporales, Pleosporaceae. The record is from RefSeq and is a predicted model, not a curated record.